AUGGAAGACUAAUUUUCUGAAGAUUAUCACUUAUCUCUUCAGUAAGGUUUAAUUCUUUAUAUCUUUAAGCAUCUGCUAGGCUCUCUGAUAGAUUUCAAGAUAAAUUUAAACCUUAAUCAAUUUUACUUGAUUAAAAUCCUGUCCCAAACAAAAAUACAGAUACAUCUCAAUUAUAAGCAUGGGAAUCAGUUUCUGAAACACCAUUUAAAGAAUCUCUUUAAUAAUAAUAAUUAAAUGGCAUUAAUUUAAGAAAUUCCUUAGUAUUGCAAGUAAUCUAUAAUUAUUAUUAUAUAGAAUCGAACAAUGACUCAUAUCCCUACAGUCAAAAUAAUAAAAUAAAUGAUAAAUAGAAAUAAGCUACUUUUAGAAGCCAAAGAUAAGCUAAUGAGAAUUGGUUAUAUUUAUCCAAAAAAUUAAAAAACAAAUCUGAUUAAUUUUCUUAAAGAAAAUUAUUUGGGAGACUUAAAUAAGGAUCAAAUAAGAAAAUAAAUUUUUUUUGAACCAAUUAAAAUUAAACUUCCAACCUUUAGUCCAACCAGCAAAUUUAUUUUAAUUUGGCAAAUAUUUAGAAUUAUUUAAAUAAUGUUUUUAUUAUGGUGGGUUCCAUUUAAAAUUGCUUUCACACCUGAGGGUUCUACUGAUAUUUAGAAUAUCGAACAAACCUUAGUUUACUUUAUGAUUUUUGAUUUAAUUAUUAAAUUAAAUGUUGGAAUUAUUGAUCAGGGCCAAAUUAUGAAGGAUCGCCUUUUCAUCCUUCUUUAUUAUAUCAAAUAUGAAUUGUAUGAAGAUAUCAUUUACUUAAUUACUUUAAUAAUAAUUAUAAGAGAAUAGCCUAUUGAUACAUAUCUAAUCAAAGAAAUUAUUGUUUUAACUUAAUUUUCACUUAAUUUCUUUAAAUUAAAGAAGAAAAUAAAAACAUAUGAAGAAACUUUGACAACCUAAUCCACUCUUAUUGAACUUGCUAAUUUAUCUUAAUUAAUUAUUGUGAUAUUUUAUUUUGCUCAUUUUAUGGCUUGUGUUUGGUACUAUGUAGGUAUUAAAAGUUUGGAUUAAUUUAAUGAAUCUUGGAUAAUCAAAUAUAAAUUAAUUGAUGCUCCUAUAUCUUAUUGUUAUGGAUAUUCAUUCUAUUGGGCCACAGCUACAAUGGUUACAGUUGGUUAUGGAGAUGUUACUGGAUAAAAUAUAUAUGAAGUUCUUUGUUCAAUUAUAUUAAUGUUUUUAGCCAGUGGAAUAUUUGCAUUUUCAAUAAAUUCCAUAGGUUUGAUAUUUAGUACUAUUGAUACAUAAUAAUAAGUAUUCAAAAGAACACUUUUAUUAAUCAAUCAUUAUAUGUAGUUUAAUGAAGUUUAAUUAUCAUUGUAGAGUAGAAUAAGAAAUUAUAUUAAAUAUUUUUUUGAAUAAGAAAAAUAAGGAAGUAAAAAUGAAAUUGAUGUUGUCUUAAAUUAAUUAUCAAAUAAUUUAAGACAAGAACUAUUAUAAGAUGUACAAUUAAGAGUACUAAAACAAGCAGAUUUUUUUAUUAAAAAUUUCUCUGAAUCAACAAUUAGAUUAAUUGCUGAUCAUGUAAAAUUUUAGUAAUGUACACCAAAAGAAUUGAUUUAUAAAUAAUAAACUAAUGAUGACAAAUCCAUUUAUAUUAUUUAAAAGGGGGAAAUUUAAUUGAUUGAUGAUAAUUCAGGUAAGAUAAUGAAAAUUUUUACAAAAGGAUAAAGUUUUGGAGAAUUAGAAUUUUUAUCAUAAUAAACUAGAUUUUGUAGUGCAUAUAGUGUUACAUUUAGUUAAUUAUAUAAAAUUUCUAGAGAAGAUUUUCUAAACCUAAUAAAGGAUAAUACAAUAGACUAUUAAAAAUUUUAACAAAUGAAAGAUUAAGUUUAGUUAAAAUAUGAAAAUGAAUAAUUUAAAUGUUAUGCUUGUGAGUAAAGCCACCUUAUUUGGGAUUGCCAUUUUUUAUUUUACAAACCAAACAUUGAAGUUUUGGUAAAGAAAUCUUUAUUCCAUACUGAAUAAAAACGAACAAAUUUUAGAAGAUCUGAAAAAAGAUUUUUGAAUAUUUUACACAAAAGUAUCGAUAAUGAAGAUUCAAAUGAAUAAACAUAGAAGAUUGCUUCUCUUCCUUCUGAGACUUCUUCUUAAAAUUCUUCAUAAGAUAGUCAUAAAAAUAAUACAAUAGAGGUAGAAUAAUAAAAAAUUAGAGAUUCACUUCAAAAGCUUGGAUAAUAACAUUAAUCAAGAAAAAGUUCAGCAUAAAGUAAAUAAGGAUAAAUAGUUAUAGAAGAACUUAAUUUUAAUUUAAAUAAAAGAUUAUCAAAUCGUUAAAGUGUUAGAUACACUGAAAUUGAUACUCCAAUGACAUCAAAAAGAAAAUCUAUCAAUUCUAUAUAUCCUAUGGAUGCUAAAAAUUCUGUAUCUGCUCCUUAAUUAGCUCCAAUAAAAGAGGAUAUUAAAAAGGAAAAUAAAGAUUAUAGUUAAAAUCUAAAAAGUUUUCAUUAAUUAGAUGAAAUUAUAGAUAACAAAUAUUAUAAUGAUGAAAUUGAUUCUGUAUUUUCAUUUUAAUAUUACUUUCCACAUAAUAAUGUUGAAAAAGUUUUAUAAUAGUAACAAAGAUUUCAAAAGCAGUUUAGAUAAAAAAAAGUAAAAGUAGUAAAGAGCAAAUAUAUGUUUCAUAAAAUUGCCAAAAUAACAAAAUAAAAAUAAAAUAAACAUAAGAAAGAUUAAGCAUCAGUUAAUUCAUUAAUAAUAAGAGAAAAUAUAUGA
Molecule: messenger RNA, 2754 nt
Organism: Paramecium sonneborni
Lineage: Eukaryota; Ciliophora; Oligohymenophorea; Peniculida; Parameciidae
Source: the annotation of a GenBank genome assembly